AUGCGGAGAGGCAGCUGGAAUGGAGAAGAGGGGAGUGAGUUGGAGGGGAGUGGGGUGGGUGGUGAAGGGGAGGAGGGGAGAAGGGGUGUGAAGCGACGCGCAGUGGGUGGGGGGCAAGAGUGUGAGGUGGAGAGGAGACAUGGCAACGCUCUCUUCUCCCCCGCCUCCAUCAUCGCCACUCUUGCUGGUGGCUCUGCAGGGCGAGAGACGGAUGUGUGUGACGGUGCCGGUGGUCCUUUGACUGUGUCGCGGACGAGUGAGAGUGGUGGUGGUUCGCAUAGAGGGAGUGAGGGAGUGACGAGUGAGGGAGCGGUGGGAGGAGGUAUGGUGGACAUUGGAGCUCGGUUCAGAGGGAUGCUGAAGAGUGGUGUGGGGAUGGAAUGCAUGAUGACUAGUGAGGCGAGUGGGGAGGAGGAGGAGGAGGAAGGGGAGGAGGAGGAGGAGGAGGAGGAGGAGGAGGAGGAGGAGGAGGAGGAGGAGGAGGAGGAGGAGGAGGAGGAGGAGGAGGAAGAGGAGGAGGAGAGAGGGGAGCAGGGCGAGGAGGAAGGGGGAGAUUCGGAGAGUGUGGAGGAAGGGCAGGAAGAGACGGGAGAGGAGGGAGGCGGGGGAGGGGACAACGGGGAGGGGGGUCGUCGUGAAUGGACAGGAAGGGGGGUUGGGGAGGACGAGGGGAAGCGGAGUGUGGGGGGAGAGGAAGAAGGGGUGGAGGCCAAGAGUGUGGGCAGCCAAAUCGGUGAGGAGGCAGACGUGAGUGGAGCAGAGGAGGCAGCAGGUGCAGCGGUCAAUGGGGGAAGCGAGGUGGUGGAUGAGGAGGGGAGUGAGGAGGGCGGGAUGGAAGGGGCGCAGGAGGCAGCAGUGGCAUGGGGGAUGGCGCAGAUGGGGGGAGCAGGUGGGGGAAGCGUGGUCUAUGGGGCAGAGGGAAGACAGUGGGACGAGGAGGGACGAGUGGGGAGAGGGGAGGAGGCGGAGCGGGUGAGAGCGGGAGUGGAGGAGGUGGCAAGCAUCAACGGGCGCAUGUCGGCUGGCAUAAUGUCCGUGGAUGCCGGCUCACAUGCUGGCUCAGGGGCGUCACAUGCCUCGUCAGCCUCAUGGGUGCCGUCCACCCCGUCGCCCCCUUAUGAGCGCAGCAGUGAGGGCGAGAGGGACGGGAGGGAUGGGAGGGAUUGGAGAGCGGGGGGGAAGAAAGGGAGGAAUGAGAGGGGGAGGGAUGGAGGCAGAGGGCUAGGGGGAAAGGGAUGGAAGGCGGGUGGGGGGGAUGGGUUUGGUGCAGGGAGGGCGGGAAUGAUGGGAGCAGCAAGUGGGAGGGGGCGUGGCAGUGCCAUGGGCGCACAGGGUGAGAAUGGGGUUGUGGGAGAGAAGGUGGCAGUGGCAGUGGCGGCAAGGAACGUGAGAGAGGAAUUGAGUGUGGGGGGUGCAGGGAGCACAGGGCAGCAGUCUCUGGGAGCAGCAGCAGCCGCCGCAGCGGCAGCAGUAGGAGGAUCACAGGCAUGGUCAGGGGAGGGUGUGCUAAACAGCACAGUGGGAGGUGGAAGCAAUGGGCAGUCAGGGCCAGCCGUGGAUGUGUCAAGGGGUGCACUCCCAUAUGCUCUGCCCUCUGCUGCACCCUCUCCUCCCAAUCCCCUUCCUGCCUCACCUGCUCCUGCUACUCCCCCUGUUCAAACAGUACCCACACAUGCCACGCAUGCCCCACAUGCCCCGUAUGCCCGUAGCACACUUGCACCCAUAAGCCCCGUGCUAGCAGCCCAGCAGGCGCAACCCCCCAUGAACCCGCCACACGCAUGGCAGCUGCCAGUGCCCCUCCACCCCACCACCACCACCCCUCACGGCAACACAAAGGGCCUUGCCAGGCCGCCCCCUGUGCCCCUGCUGCAGCGUGCACAGACAGGCAAGCGAGGCGUGGGGGAGGGGCAGGGGCGGGGCAGCAGGCACGCGGAGGCGGCCCACCCGUCACUCAUGUUCCUGGCUCGCCGCGCUGCCACCGCCGCCCAUGCCCCAUGA
Closterium sp. Naga37s-1 is the source of this 1998-nucleotide messenger RNA. NCBI's taxonomy places the organism in Eukaryota, Viridiplantae, Streptophyta, Zygnematophyceae, Desmidiales, Closteriaceae. The record is from the annotation of a GenBank genome assembly.